Messenger RNA from Spodoptera littoralis (African cotton leafworm), 468 nucleotides. Lineage: Eukaryota; Metazoa; Arthropoda; Insecta; Lepidoptera; Noctuidae. The record is from the annotation of a GenBank genome assembly.
AUGCUGAAGCUGGUGGUGUUGUCCUGCUUGGUGGCGGCCGCGGCAGCCGGCGCGCUCUUACCGUACGCACACCUCGCCUACUCGGCGCCCCUCGCCUACUCGGCACCCUUCGCCUACGGGGCGCCAUUGCUGGCCCCCUACGCCCCUAACUACCGUGGCCCUCUGUCUCUGGCGCCUGGCCAGCCCGCCAACAUCCUCGCGGCUGACGGCAGGCCGCUCGACACCCUGGACGUGAACCUGGAUCGCUCCGCACACUACACUGCCAAGGCCCUGGACAACGCUGGCUUCCACAUCUUGAAGAAACGCUCCGCUCCCCUGAUCGCGCCCAUCAGCCGCGUGGCGGUCGCUGCUCCCUUGGUUCACAGUUACGCCGCUCCCUUCGCUUACUCUGCACCCGUCAUCAGCUCCCGCCUGGCCGUGGCUCCCAUCAGCUACGCUGCCGCACCCCUCGCCCAUUACUGGAAAUGA